This is a messenger RNA of Nicrophorus vespilloides, 441 nucleotides long. RefSeq lists its product as uncharacterized. Lineage: Eukaryota; Metazoa; Arthropoda; Insecta; Coleoptera; Silphidae. The transcript has 2 exons. The coding region runs from base 1 to 441 and encodes 146 amino acids. The record is from RefSeq and is a predicted model, not a curated record. Gene Ontology annotation, molecular function: odorant binding.
AUGUUUCGAGUAGAGGAGGCAAGGUCACAAAAACCCAAGUUCCCUGGAAGCAACGAUUACGUUGCGUUUCACCUAACCACAGAGGAAAUGCGAAAAAUCGGCAAUGAAUGCGCGGAGUCAACGAAAGUCGAUAGGAAAUUAGUAGAGAACGCCGUGAAAUAUAUGAUAAUAGUGGACGAUCAAAAGUACAAGGAGUUCCUGUUUUGCAGCUACAAAAAGCAAGGAUACCAGAAGAAAAAUGGAGAUAUAGUCUAUGACGAAAUCAAAAGUUUCCUAUCUUCUUUCUACAGCAAAGAGGAAACCGAUUACGCCGUAGAUAACUGUAAAGGACUGACAUACAUCCGUCCCGAAGAGAUGUCUUUCAACACCAUGAAAUGCAUAUUGAAAAACUUGUUGGAGGUUGAACGUAUGAAGGCGCAGAAAAAAUACGUAAACAACUGA